Phragmites australis (common reed) is the source of this 822-nucleotide messenger RNA. RefSeq names its product abscisate beta-glucosyltransferase-like. Bases 1 to 822 code for a protein of 273 amino acids. The record is from RefSeq and is a predicted model, not a curated record. The transcript has 6 exons. Lineage: Eukaryota; Viridiplantae; Streptophyta; Magnoliopsida; Poales; Poaceae.
AUGCGGCCGUCGUCGUUGGUGGCGUUGUCGGGGGACGAGGCGGCGCCGCGUAUGUACUUCAUCCCGUUCCCGACGCCGGGGCACGCGCUGCCGAUGUCCGACCUCGCCCACCUCUUCGCGUCCCGCGGCGCCGACGCCGCCCGCGCCAACGCCGCCCGCGCCAACGCCACCAGGCUCGGUGGUCCCGUCGCCCGCGCGGCCGCCGCAGGCCUCCGCAUCCGUAUCCAUGCACUCACGUUGCCUGCCGAGGCCGCUGGGCUCUGGGUGGGCACGAGAGCGCCGACGACCUCCCCACCCGCGAGCUCGCGGGCCCUUUUGCCAUCGCCGUUGACCUUAUUUGAGUGCAGCGUGCUCUGCUGCUCCACAGCCCGCACCCCGCAGGACGGCGUGGCAUCGGACACCGAGCCGUUCCUCGUGCCGGGACUCCCCGACGCGGUGUGGCUCACCAGAUCGAGGCUCGCCGAGGCAACGCUCCCGGGCGCGCACUCGCGGGAGUUCUUGAACCGCAUGUUCGACGUCGAGCGCGCCACGGCCAGGUGGGUCGUCAACUCGUUCGAGGACCUGCAACUUGAGAUUCCCCAGAAAGUUGGCAGACUUGUGAAUAUGCAAAGACUUGUUUUGGCUGUGGGUUCUCUAUCAAAUCUUCAGCAACUUUUUAUUUCUCAGAAUUCUUUACUGUGCCUGCCUACGAGUGUAGGAGAUUUGCGCAAUAUGUUGCUACUCGAUGUAUCUGAUAACAAACUAAAGGCACUUCCAGAAUCAAUUGGAUGUUGCAGUUCCCUGGAAGAAUUGCAAGCCAAUGGUAAAUUCAUCAGUUUCUGA